AUGCGUCCCUCUUCAAUCACCAAUGCCUUUGUUUUCGGCCUCCUUGGCUUGGCCCCCAUCGCUGCCGGCCUCUCAGUGCCUGGCUCGACAACAGACGUGGAGCGUCGAUACGUUGGUUCCGGUGCAGCUUUAGCCUCCAAAUUCGUACGCUCCAUCAUUGCGGAACUUGACGCUCGCCACCAUACCGAGGCCCAGAUUGCCGCCAAGGAGGCUGCUGCUGCCAAGAAGGGUGGAAAGAAGCAUCAAGCCCGGGAGGCUGAUGUGAUUCCUCCGGAUGACGAAUUCGGCUCAUGGGCCGACAAGAGGGCACCGCAUCAUACCGAGGCCCAGAUUGCUGCCAAAGAGGCCGCUGCUGCAAAGCAAGGUGGAAAGAAGCAUCAGGCCCGCGAUCCCCACCAUACCGAGGCACAGAUUGCUGCUAAGGAGGCUGCUGCUGCCAAGAAGGGUGGAAAGAAGCAUCAAGCUCGCGAGGCUGAUGUGAUUCCUCCGGAUGAUGAGUUUGGAUCGUGGGCUGACAAGCGCGCACCCCAUCACACCGAAGCUCAGAUUGCCGCGAAGGAGGCUGCUGCCGCCAAGCAAGGUGGAAAGAAGCAUCAAGCCCGGGAGGCUGAUGUGAUUCCUCCUGAUGACGAGUUCGGCUCAUGGGCCGACAAGAGGGCUCCCCAUCACACUGAGGCCCAAAUUGCUGCCAAAGAGGCCGCUGCUGCUAAG
This is a messenger RNA of Trichoderma citrinoviride, 711 nucleotides long. RefSeq lists its product as hypothetical. The annotation marks the transcript as partial. The transcript is spliced from 2 exons. Lineage: Eukaryota; Fungi; Ascomycota; Sordariomycetes; Hypocreales; Hypocreaceae. The record is from RefSeq and is a predicted model, not a curated record.